GAUUGGUUAGUUAAAUGCUAAAUCAUUAUGUAACAUAAAUUAUUUUUUGUAUGACAUUACAUGACUUUUUCAUUUUUUUUUCUUAUCUUUUCUUGAGGGACUGCUACCAAUCGGGCAUCCAGAACAACUUUGACUAUCGGUGCUUCUUAAAAUCUGUAGUCUGUGAAGUGGAUAGCCAGAAAAACAUCUGCACAAGAGACAAGGUGUGUUGUUGGAACCUGCAGAACUUGAAGAGCAUCAGGACGCUUUGAGAAAUGGCAGCUAUGAGUGACUAUAAGGUGUUUAAUGAUCCCAUCCAUGGCCUUGUGGAGCUGCAUCCGCUCCUCGUCAAGAUCAUCGACACGCCUCAGUUUCAGCGACUUAGAAACAUAAAGCAGCUUGGAGGGACUUCUUAUGUUUACCCUGGAGCAACCCACAGUCGCUUUGAACACAGCAUUGGGGUUGCUUAUUUGGCUGGAGAACUUGUUCAAGCUCUGAUGGAGAACCAGCAAGAACUCAAAAUCACUCCUGCUGAAAAACUUUGUGUGCAGAUUGCUGGACUCUGCCAUGACCUGGGACAUGGACCAUUUUCACAUUUGUACGAUGGGAAAUUUAUACCUGAAAUAAAGCCUAAAUCAGAGGCUAAAUGGAAGCAUGAGAUUGCCUCUAUACAAAUGUUUGACCACCUGGUGAAGGUCAAUGAUUUGGAGGAGAACAUCAGGAAUCUAGGCCUAAAACAACCCAAGGAACUAGACAAGAAACCGGACCAGUUCAACAACCUGGACUUUAUAAAGAAACUGAUCAAUACAGAAUAUGUCAGUGAAACAGAAGAGCUCCUCAGAAGUCAUUUUCAGGACAGAUCCUUCCUCUAUGAAAUCGUGGCCAAUAAAAGGAACGGCAUUGAUGUGGAUAAGUGGGAUUAUUUUGCCAGAGACUGCCAUUAUUUGGGUAUAAAGAACGGCUUUGACUAUCGACGCUUAAUAUUAUGCGCCAGGGUGUGUGAGGUGGAAGGGAGGACGGAGAUCUGUUUCAGAGACAAGGAAGUGUUCAAUCUAUACGACAUGUUCUACACGAGGUUCUGUCUGCACAAAAGAGCCUACCAGCACAAAGUGACAAAUGCCGUAGAGUGCAUGAUCACAGAUGCCUUUUUGAAAGCAUAUAAACAUAUUAAGAUCAGAGCCUCUGGAGGGAAAAUGUUGAAUCUGUACGAAGCUAAAGGCGACAUGGAGGCCUACACCAAGCUGACAGAUGAUGUAUUUGAACAGAUACUGAACCACCCUGAUGUCUCAGAGGACUCUAAUCCUGAUGUCUCAGGGAACCAACCUGAUGUCUCGGGGACCAACCUGAUGUCUCGGGGCCUUCAAAAGGAACCGCAAUCUAAUCCUAAACGCUUGAAGGACCUUAAACAGGCAAAGGAUUUACUGGCCAGAAUACAUCGCCGCAACCUCUACAAGUGUGUAGGGGAAUUUCACACCACAAAUUUAGAAAUAACAACGGAGGACUUCAGAGCUCAACUCCCAGAAGAAUAUCAACAAGAGGAGCACUUUUUGAUUGAUAUAAUUAAACUAGACUAUGGGAUGGGGAAAGAAGACCCAAUACAGCAUGUGCAUUUCUACCGAAAGAAAAAGCCAAAUGAUGCCAUCCUAUUGACCCAACAAGAAGUCUCUCACCUUCUUCCAGAAACAUUUGCUGAGAAAACAAUCAGAAUCUACUACAAGGGGACCAAUGUUGAGAUUCUGAACACUGCCGAGGACUAUUUUGAUGGAGGCGAUUUCAGGAGCAAAUGUCAGAAAUUGACCGAAGAACAGCCAAAAGCAAAGAAACGCAGGACUUAGACAAAACAGCUGAAGUCUCCUGCAGCCAGCAGAAGAAAUGAUUAUGAAGUUGGAUUUUUAAUUAAAUGGGAAAAGUCUUUUUUUAUUGAACUUUGAUGUUCAGUGAUGUUUUUCUCUUAAGGGUGGGUGUUGAUCAGUGCAGUUAAUGAUAUAUUCUAAAAGAAAAUUGAAGGAAUUUAAAAAGUGGUUAUAUUUGAAUAUACUGACCCCUGCAGGGAGGAUUUAUAUUGUAAUAGAAGCUUUAUAGGACAUAUAAAAGCAUAUAUUUGAUCUAUUAAAUGAGUUUUAGUAUAAAGCCUAGUUUUGCUAUUCAAAGAACUAAUAUUUCUU
Messenger RNA from Fundulus heteroclitus (mummichog), 2144 nucleotides. RefSeq names its product deoxynucleoside triphosphate triphosphohydrolase SAMHD1-like. NCBI's taxonomy places the organism in Eukaryota, Metazoa, Chordata, Actinopteri, Cyprinodontiformes, Fundulidae. The transcript has 15 exons. Gene Ontology annotation, cellular component: nucleus. Gene Ontology annotation, biological process: dGTP catabolic process; regulation of innate immune response; defense response to virus. Gene Ontology annotation, molecular function: dGTPase activity. The record is from RefSeq and is a predicted model, not a curated record. The coding region runs from base 255 to 1814 and encodes 519 amino acids.